AUGCCUCCCAAGUUCGAUCCCUCCGAGGUGAAGGUCAUUCACCUCCGUGCGACCGGUGGUGAAGUCGGUGCCUCAUCCGCGCUCGCCCCCAAGAUCGGUCCCCUCGGUCUCUCGCCCAAGAAGGUCGGUGAAGAUAUCGCCAAGGCCACUGGUGACUGGAAGGGUCUCCGUGUCACCGUCAAGUUGACCAUCCAAAACCGUCAAGCCGCCGUUUCCGUCGUUCCCUCCGCUUCCUCCCUCGUUAUCAAGGCCCUCAAGGAGCCUCCCCGGGACCGCAAGAAGGAGAAGAACAUCAAGCACACCAAGAGCGUUCCCCUCGAUGAGAUCAUCAGCAUUGCCCGUACCAUGCGCUUCAAGUCCAUGGCCAAGUCUCUGCAGGGUACCGUUCUUGAGAUCCUCGGAACUGCCUUCAGCACUGGCUGCAAGGUUGACGGCCGUAGCCCCAAGGAUGUCUCUGACGACAUCAAGGCUGGCGAGAUUGAGAGUAUGUUAUACCCGGCAACUUGCGAAACUCAAUCACUAACAAAGCGCAGUUCCUGA
Molecule: messenger RNA, 540 nt
Organism: Alternaria ventricosa
Lineage: Eukaryota; Fungi; Ascomycota; Dothideomycetes; Pleosporales; Pleosporaceae
Gene: RPL12
Product: 60S ribosomal protein L12
Exons: 3
Coding region: 1-540 (179 amino acids)
Biological process (GO): translation
Cellular component (GO): ribosome; cytosolic large ribosomal subunit
Molecular function (GO): large ribosomal subunit rRNA binding; structural constituent of ribosome
Source: RefSeq, a predicted model, not a curated record